Rotaria sp. Silwood2 is the source of this 261-nucleotide messenger RNA. The record is from the annotation of a GenBank genome assembly. NCBI's taxonomy places the organism in Eukaryota, Metazoa, Rotifera, Eurotatoria, Philodinida, Philodinidae.
AUGCCGUUGCGGAAUACGACAGAUGUUGAUUUAAUCAAUAAAGCAUGUUCAAUUGUAUAUGCACAAACGAAUAGUCAAUCUAAAAUAAUGGAUCAAUUAGAACGUCAAAAAUUGCAAUUAGAUAUUGAAACAACAGCAUUAUCAGAAGAAAACGAUCAAACAUUAGUACAAGAUUCAAAGGAAGCUGAAGAAGAAUUAAAAGGUGAGCGGACAACUGAUUACAGAAAAUUGAUCAUGGGACAACUGAUCACGGACAAUUGA